This is a messenger RNA of Helianthus annuus (common sunflower), 3464 nucleotides long. RefSeq names its product protein SCAR1. NCBI's taxonomy places the organism in Eukaryota, Viridiplantae, Streptophyta, Magnoliopsida, Asterales, Asteraceae. The coding region runs from base 269 to 3178 and encodes 969 amino acids. Gene Ontology annotation, biological process: positive regulation of Arp2/3 complex-mediated actin nucleation; actin cytoskeleton organization. The record is from RefSeq and is a predicted model, not a curated record. Gene Ontology annotation, cellular component: cytoskeleton. Gene Ontology annotation, molecular function: protein kinase A regulatory subunit binding; Arp2/3 complex binding. The transcript has 10 exons.
AGAGUUGGCAACGUCGUCGUCUUGGAGUUCGUCUUAUUUUCACUCAACUUUCACUCUCACUCCCAUUCCCGUUAACCUGCUUCAGUCCCCACCCAAACUCACACUCUCUCUCUCUCUACAAAAUCCUCCAUUCAAUUCCCUCUCUCACUCACUUUCACACUCUCUCACUCACUUUCACACUCUCUCUCAUCGCAUUCAUGUUUGCAGAGUCUGCAGUGUACAAUCUUUGAGAGAGAAAGUAAGUAAGGUGCAGAUACCAGAAGCGAAGAUGCCGUUGGUGAGAGUAGAAGUCAGAAACGAGUACAGAUUAGGCAUGCCGGAGCUCUACACCCAAACUAACCUAGAAGAUCCCAAGGCUGUGCUUGACGGUGUCGCCGCCGCUGGUCUCGUCGGAAUCUUACGUCAGCUAGGCGACCUGGCUGAAUUUGCAGCAGAAGUUUUUCAUGGAUUACAAGAGCAAGUGCUGAUUACAUCUUCUAGAAGCCAUAAAUUGGUAGAAAGAGUCCAUAACAUUGAAUCUGCACUUCCUCCACUAGAGAAGGCUAUUUUGGGACAAAGAAGUCACUUGCAUUUCGCCUACACAGCCGGUUCUAAAUGGCACACUCGACUCAGAACCGAACAAAACCAUUUCAUAUAUAGUGACUUGCCAUGUUGUAUAAUGGACUCGUACGAAGACUGCCAUGAUCCUCCACGUCUGCACAAUCUUGACAAAUUUGACAGUGGGGGCCCGGGGUCUUGCUUUAGAAGAUAUUCUGAUCCAACGUAUUUUAAAAGAUCUUCAGCUGGACCUUAUGAAGAACAUCUUCAAAGCAUCCCGAGAGAAAAGAAGAAAAAGAGAUAUUCAUCAAGGUAUAGAGACGUGACACACACACAUGGGGCUUUAACGAUGCAUGAUGAAAGAAUGGAUUAUGGCUCUUCGAAUUUCAAAGAGAAAGCUUCCCCGUUUCAAGAUCUCUCCACAAUUGACGUGCCACAAACAUGUGAAGUUGUACCUGAAGUUGACCAUUUGACUUCUUCUGACUCAAGGAAUGGGUCGCCUUACAUAGAGUGUAUCGUUCGUCCAAGCCACUCAACACAAUCUGAAGACAACAAUGUUAAGGAACUGUCUUAUGUUUCAAACGUGAACCACAAUUCUUAUCUCGAUUCGGCUUCCCACGAAGAAAAUUUCUACGAUAGUAAUCUAGCGGAGGAUAGCGGGUCAAUGUCAACAUACAUUACCUGGGAUGAAAAGUUAGAAAUCAUAGAUUCUACAGGCCGACCGAAUGAACCGACAGAGAUACCUUGUGCAAAUGAGAGGAUGGAUACUGAAGUGAUGGAAGAUCUGAACUCCAGAGUUGUUGACUGUAUUGACUUUGACUUUCAUGAUGAACAACCUCGUCCAACACCGGUCAUUAUCGGUGGCCGACAUGAUGAGAUUGAAAGUGAAACAGAUUCUUUCAUGGAUGCACUUAACACCGUUGAAUCAGAAUCGGAAAAUGAUUUAGGUUGUCACACAAAGAGAGAACUGAAGCAAAAGUCAAACGUGAACGACAAAGAUGUGGAUGAGAUGAAUAAAGAAAGUCGUCUAGAUGACAAGUCGAUGAAUAUCGAGUUUCAUGUUCCCGAAUCACAUAUGGAAGCUAGCGGUUCAUCUAACAUUGAGAAUCACGAGGAUGUUAUGACGUCGGAUCUGAUACGAAGUACUCAGAUGGCUGUUGUAUCUUCAAAUAUCUUAACUACAGAUGAAAAAUUAGAAUCUGAAGAAGUUGAAAGAAAUGUUACAAAUACAGAGACUGUUGCUAGAGAAGCUAUAAGCACUUAUGAGUCUCCGAAGCCAUCUUGGUCAACUUCUGGUGGUCAAACUACAGUCAGCAAUCCAGUUAUGUUCUGGACAAAUGGUGGCCUGUUGGGAUUAGAGCCUUCCAAACCUCCAGAUUUUGGCUUGUCAGCUGCUGUGGGACCCGAUCACGUUGAAGAAACUAAAACCAAUGAGAAACAACAUCCACGUCAGCAAAACACCAUUAAUGGUAUCAAAUCCGAAGCAUCUGGAACUAAUUUGGCAGUUCCUAAAGAUGAUUCUGUUAAUUCAUCCAGGAUGCUUGAAUUUAGGAAUAGACUAUUAGUGAAUGGUUUUCGGAAACAAAUAUCACUAGUUGGAAACGAAAGGCUUGCUAGCUCAGUGAAAAGUGACGUACCUGCGGAUACAAGCAUCCAAAAAGGGCAUCAAACUGUCACCGGGAUACCGUUCAGGGAACAAUUUGGGAACAGAACUUCAUUCAUUUCACCGUCUUCUCCACCUCUUGAACAUAUGAAGAUAUCAUUUCAUCCGAUUGACGGAUUCGAGACUUCUAAACUGAAAUUGGCAUUUCCUGAUGGAAAUAAUAAUAAUAGUAAUAUGUUUCCAUCAUUUCAGUUGGUGCCAGAGCCUGCGAUGUCAUUACAUGAGUUCGAUUCAGACUCAGAUGACGAUGACACGUUUUGUAGAUCAUCUCCGUAUGCAUCGGAUGACUGUCGUAGUAAUCCUUCUGGAUCGAAUUCUGAACAGUGGGAUGACAAUGACUCUCCCAGAAUCAAAGAUCGUGAGUUAGAUGAUGCUUUUGGCAGGAUCUCAUCUGCCGAAUCAGUUUCAACCUCUCUUGUGAAUGGAAUCAGAUUCCAACAAAGUUCAUUUACCGAGGAUGGCAUGCAAUCCUCUCAGCGUGGUCUUUUAUUUGAUAUUCCAAACUUCGAUUCUAUGAAAGCUUCACAAAACGAGGUAAUUAAUGAUCUCAAUGAGCCCGCACAACCUCUGCCGCCACUGCCACCAUUUGAAUGGCGAGGUAUUACGCCAAAUCCUUGUGUGGCAAUGGAGAAAGACGACGGUCUCUCAGAGGUCUUGACUUAUUCAUUGAAUCUGACACCGACAGAGCCUACACUCCCUCAACGAUUUAAGCCAGCUUCAGCAAAACAGCAGCAGCCAGACUGGGAGAAUUUACAUGUUCAGAAUGAAUAUAAUCGCCGGAAAGCGGGAGAAGAAAAGGAUGAUUUUCUACAGCAGAUUAGAGCAAAAGCGCGCAAUCUAAGACCUAUUUCACAAGCCCAGCCAACUACGCCAGCUGGCCCUACUAGCAUUGAAGUCACUACAAUUCUUGAAAAGGCAACCUCAAUCCGCCAGGCUGUAGGAAGCGAUGAUGGAGAAGAUAACUGGAGUGACACAUAAAGGGACAUGAAUGCAUAUAAGCCAACUUCAGAACUUUACUCUUGUUUCUAGAGGUGGCAGGAUGGGUUGGACUUGUAAGAUGUAACCUUUUGGUGCGGACCGACCCGCCAACAAGGCAACACAUUUGUCAUUUUUUGAGUUUUGUUAGUAUAUAAUGUAAUUAAUAUUAAUAUUAUGAUUUAGUCUAACUAAUAAUAAUGUAUUUUCUUUUAAAUAAAUCAAUUUAGGAAGUUGCAAGGUUUGAAUUUUUGUAUUUUUAGCGUAUAUUUUUAGACUUUACCUCUUU